Anoplopoma fimbria (sablefish) is the source of this 1282-nucleotide messenger RNA. It is a transcript of the gene commd5, whose product is annotated as COMM domain containing 5. Bases 102 to 737 code for a protein of 211 amino acids. The transcript is spliced from 7 exons. The record is from RefSeq and is a predicted model, not a curated record. Gene Ontology annotation, cellular component: nucleus. NCBI's taxonomy places the organism in Eukaryota, Metazoa, Chordata, Actinopteri, Perciformes, Anoplopomatidae.
ACGUCAUGUGACGUGAAGGCGGAAGCUAUCCCGUAAACACACUUUAUUUGUUAUUCUGGUACUUGUUCGCUCAACAUUAGACACGUUGUACAUGGUUAGUCAUGUCCUCGAGCCACACAAAGGACUCCAGCUUUCUGGGAGGAAGGAUACCAGCAGAAAUCGAGUCCCUGUCGAAAAACCUGAAGGAUGUUGACCAAGAGAUGUUCAGAACAACACUGAAAGCUGUGGUCAGCGCCCUGGAGGGGAAGGACUGCAGGGAGGUGAUGAAGUCCAUAGCGGAGAGCAGCCCCAUCCCCCAGGAGAGGCUCGGCCACAUCGUGGCUGGGAUGUACAGAGUGCUGUCUGAGGCCAUCCGCAUCCCCACAUCAUCACUGAAACAGGAGGCCUUCAGAGAAGAUCUUAGAGAACUAAGGAUACCUGAAGACUUUAUCACAGAUUUCUCCAGUGUGGUUUUUGGCAACAGGCGUGCAGCUCUAGAUGCAGCGACCUCCCGGAAUGACCCACACCUUCCCAAGGUAGAAGACUUUAAAUGGAGGGUGGACGUCGCUAUUUCCACAAGCUCUUUAGCCAGGGCCCUGCAGCCUUCUGUUCUGAUGCAGAUGAAACUAUCAGAUGGGAGCUUUCAACGCUUUGAGGUGCCUGUGUCUAAAUUCCAGGAGCUCCGGUACAACGUGGCUCUGAUUCUCAAAGAGAUGAACGAUCUAGAGAAGAGGAACAUUCUCAAAAUCCAAGACUGAUUUACCACGGUGGCCUGUUCAUUAAUCUGUUAUUUUAAUCUGCCUGUCACGGUGUUCUGAUUUCAUGGUGUUUGGCAUCCGACGAUCUUAACUGCUGACAGAGUGCAAAAUGAUGAGAAUGGUUAUCCAGCUGGCAGCACCACAGGAGUACCAAACUGAAGACAAAAUGACAAGGACUCACAGUCUUUAUUUAAAAAGAAAUCUAUCAAAAUAGACAGAACUUUCUUUUUCUUGCCUUGUAGUAAACUGUACAUGUUAGCAUUAUUAGAUUCCGAGGUUGUUGUGAGAGUUGAGACGGCUGCAAAGCCUCUGAAUUGUGCCAAAAUACAAAUGCAGUCAAUUGAGCACUCAGACUCUCUCUUACUCAGUAGCCACUCUAACUGGUGUCAUGCGGUCUGGUCUGAACAUUUUGUCCCGAUGCUUCUGAAACAUGAGCAUUCACAAUUCAAUGAAUAAACCUUUUUCUACUCAUGUUUUUUAUACAUGUAUGUCAAACCACUGACAGAACAAAAAUGUUUACUUGUCUUUUUGGUUGUAAGCAUUGU